Messenger RNA from Tripterygium wilfordii, 570 nucleotides. Its product is annotated as dirigent protein 4-like. The record is from RefSeq and is a predicted model, not a curated record. NCBI's taxonomy places the organism in Eukaryota, Viridiplantae, Streptophyta, Magnoliopsida, Celastrales, Celastraceae. The transcript has a single exon. The coding region runs from base 1 to 570 and encodes 189 amino acids.
AUGGAAGGAAGAGCAAUGGUGUUGUUGGCUUUGGCUUUGGCUUUGAUUGCUUCCACCAACACUUCAUUGGCACAUACCCAUUACUACUCAAAACCCCGUCCGUAUACUCCCAUGAAGAAACACGUCACUAAUCUCCACUUCUAUUUCCAUGACACCGUCAGUGGCCCAAACCCUAGUGCAGUCUUGGUUGCCAAACCCAACACUACUAGCAAACCCAACCUUCCAACGUUUGGUUUGCUCUACGCAAUCGACGAUCCUCUCACUGUUGGCCCUGAUCCGGCCUCGGAAGCAAUUGGGAGGGCACAAGGGCUAUAUGUCUUUUCCAGCAAAGAAGAGACAACACUUGUGAUGUAUCUUGAUUUUGGUUUUACGGCCGGAGAGUUUAAUGGGAGCUCUAUUAGUAUAGUUUCGAAGAAUCCGGUGAUGUACAAGGAACGCGAGCUUGCCGUGAUUGGAGCAAGAGGGAGGUUUAGGAUGGCUCAAGGGUUUGCUCUGCUUAAGACACACUCUUUCAAUUAUUCCACUGGUGAUGCCAUUGUUGAGUAUAAUGUCACAGUGGUUCACUACUAG